ACAAAAAGGAGAAAUCACAAGUAAUGAAGCCUUAUGUUUUAAUAUCUUCCUUCUGGUUAUGUGCAUAUGCUCUUGAACCAACAACCAUGGCUCUUGAGCCCAAAACAAUCCACUUUUCUUCUACAACAGGUGGACUUAGCCAUAUUGCAUGGGUACUUGAGAUAGGACAAGUACUUGCUGAACGCGGACAUAAUGUAUCUUUCUUGACAACCGAUAUGUAUACUAAAUUUGGAUUAUCUUAUGCGCCCCACAUCAAGACUAUUUCAUUAGGGCCUCAUCUAUCUAAAGUUCAAUUCCGCGAUUUGUUUGAUACUCAAGAGACUGUGUCCACUCGAGUUACUCUUGCCUACAAGACAAUGGUGCAAGAUACUUAUAAAAGAGAUUUUAUGGCUUACACGGAUAUAUUUACUAAUUCUAACACUUCACUUGUCGUGUGUGAUCAAAUGGCAUUACCUUGUUUUGAUGCAGCCAAGGCACUCAAUAUACCUAUGAUUAUGUACAUGACCAUGAGUCUAUCUGAAGAUACAAAAGCACCUUUUAUUAGUUCAAAUCAUAUUUCAAGCCAACCGACCACAUUAGAUCAAAGCUUUACAGAGAGAUUGUACGACCGCUAUGUUAUGACUCCGAAAUUCGUGUAUCGGUAUUUGCCUGUUGCAAGAGCGAUUCGAAAAGCACGCCAAGAAUUAAACAUACCAGAUUUUGACCCUCUUGCACGACACUCAAACGCAAUCAAAAUGGUCAAUAGUUUCUGGGGUAUGGAUAGUCCAAGACCUGUGGGUCCCUUAGUAGAAUAUGUGGGUCCUAUUAUUAAUGCAGUAUACGACUCACUGACACAAGACUUGUCAGAUUUCAUGGAUAAUCAUAAGCGUAUCGUCUAUGUUGCAUUCGGGCAGAUGUAUACGCCCAGUAAAGAGGAGUUUCAAGUGCUAUUGACAAGUUUGGUAGAGGCUUACGAAUACAAUUUUUUGGAUGGCUUUAUAUGGUCAUUGUCUCUCAAGGCCCGUCAUGAUUUGCCCGAACAGGUCACGACAAGUUCUGGAAAAGUAUACAGAGUACAAGACUUAUUUCAUCAUCACAUGGAUCUAAGAUUUGAGCCUUGGUCUCCCCAGUUUGCUAUUCUUCAGCAUGAACACUGUAAGCUGUUUAUUAGCCAUGGUGGGUCCAGUUCUGUGCAUGAGUCUCUUUACAAUGGUGUUCCUCUUUUACUUCACCCUUUCACAAGUGACCAGCCCUCGAAUGCGCAUAAUAUAGCAAAUGCAGGUGUAGGAUUAGUGUUGGACAGAAAGAGUCAUAACCUGACUGACACACUUGAGAAACUAAGCAGCAUUCUACAGGACAAAGACGGGCAAUUUGCAUCCAACAUGAAGAGCAUGCAAGCACUGGUUCAAAUAAGAAGCCGGAAAAAACGCUAUGCAGCUGAUAUGAUUGAAGAGGUUUUAUAUUCCGUCAGAAACAAGGAUGAUAUUUGGCACAGAAGACAAGUGGAUGCCACCAUGUCUUGGCUUAAGGCAACGAAUUGGGAUGUGGACCUGUUUGCCUUUGUCAGCGUCAUUGUAGUCUAUCAGAUAAUCGCACAUGCUUGUGCCUUUUUUAAGCUUGUGUUUGUACCACCUAUGAAAUGGAAAACAGAAUAAAAUCGGUCAAAUUUUCUUUUUUUUC
Molecule: messenger RNA, 1659 nt
Organism: Gilbertella persicaria
Lineage: Eukaryota; Fungi; Mucoromycota; Mucoromycetes; Mucorales; Choanephoraceae
Exons: 2
Coding region: 24-1634 (536 amino acids)
Molecular function (GO): UDP-glycosyltransferase activity
Source: RefSeq, a predicted model, not a curated record